This is a messenger RNA of Trichoderma breve, 1572 nucleotides long. RefSeq lists its product as uncharacterized. The transcript has a single exon. NCBI's taxonomy places the organism in Eukaryota, Fungi, Ascomycota, Sordariomycetes, Hypocreales, Hypocreaceae. The record is from RefSeq and is a predicted model, not a curated record. The coding region runs from base 1 to 1572 and encodes 523 amino acids.
AUGGCGACCGGAUUUGAUCGCCUCGAGAGGCUAUUCAGCAUCAAGCGCAAACCUUCAUUUGCCUCUGUUUCGGUUGCUACUUCUAUCAGCACCCCGACAGAACCCCAGUUCCCCUCUCCUUCUUUCAUUCGCCCGACAGCCACUCGCAUGGCAGCUCGAGAGGAAGUGCGAUUGCGAAUAGCGACAGGGCGAUCCCCCUCAGCCCCAGAUGUCACUCCUUCUCGACUAGGCUCACUGAGUUCCCAUGCCUCCAGUCCAGGCUUCAGUCACUCGCCUACCCGAUCGCCUUCCCUCCUUGGCCCUCACCCACAGGCAGACUCUCUAGUGGCGAAGCUUCGCGAAUAUCAAUUUCCUAAGUCGCCGAGCCCAGAGGAGAAGGCGGCACCAAUGUCCACGGCGUUAGAGAUACGCGAGAUCCCAAGUCCUCGUUCUCAGUCUCCGCUCCGUCUACGGGCUACACCACGUCUUGACACCCCUCCAUCUCCUGACCUGGAAGACAUCGACUCCUGCCGCCGCUCGUUUGAGAGCAUCAGAGUCCCAACAACUUCCUAUGAUAGUCCGCCAACUCCUGAAUAUUCGCCCGAGAUUCUACCCGUGCGCAACGCGCGCAACCUGCUUGCCGAUUCCAAAAUCUUCGACAUUGCGAUCGAUAAGGCUCUCUUUGAGGAAAUUGAAGAUCAGUUUCUUCAGACUUUUGAUUAUCCAUCUUUGAACGAUUCAUUCAGCGACUCGUCCCCCUCUGAAGCAUCAUCCAAUAGCUCUACCUUGCGGGAGCCUGACUUCAACGAGUUUCUGAAUCUGAGCGAUGACGAUAUUGCUGAAUUGGCGCCUGAUAAUCUAGACGUUGAAUCUGAUAGCGGCACGCAACUGCACUCUCCGCUCCCAAUGGACACCUCUCCCCCUUCGCCUAAGCCUUCUCCCCUCCUGACACUAACGCCUCCUCCUAUCAGCCGGCCUGCUACUGCCGCUGCUUUCGAGGCCGCUAGAAUUGCAAAGAGAUAUGAUUUCGACCUUGUCUAUGUGGUAAAUCUUUGGCCAGGCGGACCGCGUGGCCAAGUUUUCGACCUCGAGUCUGCGAGUUCUUGCAAGAGGCCCUUAGUUGGUCGACUGUUGGCAGCGCAUGGCCUUGAUCAAGUCCCAUCGCCACUACAAAUUUCCCCGGAGGCUCAUGCUACCAUGUUGCGGUCCAAGGGCUGGGUCGAAUACAAAAACACAGAAGCGCAGUUGCACGAAAUCGCGCGUGGCUACGCAUGCUCCUUCUACUCGGGCAAAUUUUCUCAAAGUUCUUCACGCGAUCGAGACAGCCCAGUUUCAGGAGUUCGACUAUCAGAGAUGAUUGAUCGAGGCAUCGUGUUUGCAGCAUAUAGAAAGCCUAGAAUUGGCCCAUGCAGACUGGGGCACAGCUUUACUGGGCAGGAUCUCAGUUCUCUAUACGGAGAUGCAGAGACGUUGGUGGAGAUGCUGAUUGAUAUCCAUACCCGCAACCGUCAAUACCAGCCUGAUUCCAACAGCCAGCUCUGCGAUGAGACUGGCCCCCUGCCUACGCAAGAACUCGACCAGUCGUCUCUCUAA